Messenger RNA from Argentina anserina (silverweed cinquefoil), 1335 nucleotides. RefSeq lists its product as uncharacterized. The record is from RefSeq and is a predicted model, not a curated record. NCBI's taxonomy places the organism in Eukaryota, Viridiplantae, Streptophyta, Magnoliopsida, Rosales, Rosaceae. The transcript is spliced from 2 exons. The coding region runs from base 121 to 1335 and encodes 404 amino acids.
CGUCAAACUUCAUUCCGAAUUUCCAAUCAAUAAUCAUUUCUUCUAGAGAGAUCGAAAAUCAAGAAAAUUGCAAGCGCUAGACAGCGCGCUAAGCCUAACGGUGGACGUGAGACGACGACGAUGAAGGAAAGUUCAUCGUCCAUGACUCCAUUGCUUUUCCGUAACCUCAUAACCUCCCUCUUCAUUCUGGCAGAGACUUCCAUUUCCAGCUUGGCCCAAAAACACAAAGCCCUAGAACUCAUACGCUACGUUUUCGUCUCUUGCUUCCUUUUCUUCCUGCGUCUGCUCCUUUCUUUAAACCCUAGGUCGACCAAGAAUAGUGAAUCCCUAUUUUCCACCGUGUACGACUAUAAUGAAAAGCCUCCCAAUAAGGUUACUGGCCGAAAAAACAAGUAUAUGCCGGCAGCAAAUGGCAGAGCCGGCGGCGACAGCGACAACGAGAAGGACACAGCCAUAGCUCGAGCGCUUUCGCAGCUACUAUCGAUCGUGAAUGAUAUCCCGGUAAGCUCCCGCAAGUACCAAGUGGUUCGAUCUUUAGCGGAGAAUCUCAUCCAUGAAAACCAGAAAGAGGGCGUGGAGGCUCUGCGUCAAGUCAACCGCAGGGCUCUGACGGCAGCGUUUUCCAGGACUCUAAACCAGCUUGAAGCCGCCGCAAUUCUCGAACAGCAGCAGCACCACAGCGGCGGUGAUAUUGAUGGUUUGGUUUGUGGUCAUCAUCAUUGGGCAGUAAGGGCCGUUCGGUUGGUUGCCGACGUGGUGUGGUCAAAGGAGGUUACUAGCAGUGGGGGGUCGAGGAGCUCGGAGGAAAAGCUAGCGGCGGAGCUCCUGUGGUUGGCUGAGACAAUGGCGAGUUGUGGCUUUGCUCAAGAGGCUGUGUGGAGAUGGGCGUCCGCCUCUGGUUUGGCUCGUCUCUCUAUUACAGCCGAACCCCGCCUUCAAGCGUCCUUAGUCAAGCUUUCAGCAUUGUUGUUGAAGUAUGCCAAAGACAUGGGAGUGGAUAAAGGUGAUGAUCAUGAACAUGAUUACAAAGGCUCGAACGAGAAACGAGAAACAAAACAAGUAAAAAUGCAAAUGCAGAUGUUGGUGUUGUGGAUUCCAUUGCUGUGCAUAGCCAGCAACGGCACCGAUGUGCCGGUUUUGAGCAUCAACGAAAGGGCUGAGCUGGAGAGAGUACUGGAAGAGAUCAUAGAGAAGCAGCUGGCAGAAGAAGAUCAAGAGCGAGUUCUAACCUUGUGGCUUCACCACUUCACAUGUUGCUCUUCUUCCGAUUGGCCCAAUCUACAUGCCUCUUACGCUCGCUGGUGUAAAGCUUCGCGGAAGCAAUUGCUAAUUUAG